This is a messenger RNA of Onthophagus taurus, 405 nucleotides long. RefSeq lists its product as uncharacterized. Lineage: Eukaryota; Metazoa; Arthropoda; Insecta; Coleoptera; Scarabaeidae. The record is from RefSeq and is a predicted model, not a curated record.
CUUAUUAUUUAAAUGUCAAAAUAAAAGUAAUGUGAGGUUAGGACUUAAAUUGAGAUUAAAUUUUCAACGUUUUUGUUAAAGAAUAACGAAAUUAAAAUGAAGAAAACGCCGUCGAGAAGUAUAAUAGUAGAUCGAUUACAUAAAGGUUUUGUAAUAACUUGUGUGGCAAUAACAUUGUACGGCGUGGGCCAUUUAGGAAUGAGAUGGUACAGAUAUUUUGCGGAAUUAAGACCGGCGGCGAAACAAAAGGAAUUAUUAGAGAAGCAAAAUUUGUUAGCGGAAGGGGCUUCGGACGUUUUAAAAGAUUCCGCUUUGGAAAUUAAGAUGUAAAAACGUUUAAUUUAUGUGUUAUUUUGUAACUUAGAAAAACUAACGGUAGUAAAUAAAUACAAGUUUAUGUUAUAA